AACGGAUGAAGUUAACACUUUCAUUUAUCUCUCGCUACCUAACACACGCACGCACACACAACAGCUGCAGCGCGUGCGUGCAAGAUGUUGCAGACUCGUGACCGUGGAAGAAGAAAAAGAAUCAGUCAGCGUUAUUUUAGGAUUGUUUUAUUGGACCAAGGCGUCUAAAUACAUUUAUUCACGCCGGAAAAUACGAGGAACGUGGCGACGAAGCAUUAAACUUCUGAAUAAAGAUGACGCAUGACGUUUUCUAACAAUGUUUUGAUUCUUUCGGGCGUGACGUCAGCCACCACUACACAAAAAUGGUUCCUACUUAGUUUUGAUUCGGAAAGCAAAGUGAUUUAUAACUUUAAGUGUGGCAUUUUCGGGAAAAUGAAGGGCUAAACGGGUAAACUGGCGACAGCUCCAAACAUGGAGGCGUGUGCAGAACCUGGACGCAGACUGCGCUCCGUCUGUAGGAGAAUGUAUGACGAAAAUGAUGAUUUGUCGGACGUGGAGGAAAUUGCCAAUGUCAGAGGGUUUAACCUAGAAGAAAAGCUUGUAAGCAAAUCCUACAAUUCUAACUACGCCAAGUACAUGGACGGAAAAGAUUUCACAUAUGAAUACGUGCAGAAAGAAGCGCUUAGAAGUCCCCUCGUCUUUAAAGUCAAAGAUGGAUUGGGAAUCAGAAUGCCUGAUCCGGAUUUUACUGUCAGCGAAAUUAAGGGACUGGUCGGCAGCCGUCGGGCGGUAGAUGUGAUGGACGCCAGCACUCAGAAGGGCUCGGAGAUGAGCAUGGCGCAGUUUGUGCGUUACUACGAGACCCCCGAGGAGGAGCGGGAUAAGCUGUUCAACGUGAUCAGCCUGGAGUUCAGCCACACCAAGCUGGAGAACCUCAUUAAACGCCCCACAGUGGUGGACCUGCUGGACUGGGUAGAUAACGUGUGGCCGCCUCACCUGAAGGAGAGCCAGACUGAGGGCACCAACGUCAUCUCCGAGAUGAAGUACCCCAAAGUGCAGAAGUACUGCUUGAUGAGCGUGAAGGGCUGCUACACUGAUUUCCACAUCGACUUCGGCGGAACGUCUGUCUGGUACCAUGUACACAGGGGAGGGAAGGUGUUCUGGCUGAUCCCGCCCACCCCUCAUAACCUGGUGCUGUAUGAGGACUGGGUCCUCUCGGGGAAGCAGAGCGACGUGUUCCUGGGCGACCGAGCGGACAGCUGCCAGAGGGUGGAGCUCAAACCGGGCUACACCUUCUUCAUCCCCUCAGGCUGGAUCCACGCGGUGUACACGCCCGAGGACACGCUGGUGUUCGGGGGAAACUUCCUGCACAGCUUCAACAUCCCCAUGCAGCUGAGCGUGCACGAGAUGGAAAACCGCACCAAGGUCCACGCUAAGUUCCGCUACCCCUUCUUCUAUGAGAUGUGCUGGUACGUGCUGGAGCGGUACGUUCACUGCCUAACCGGACGCUCCCACCUGAGUAAGGGCUUCUGCAGGGACUCCUCGCUCAAAGACACAGAGAUGAAGGCAGAGAUGGAGGAUGACUCCGGUGAGAUGCAGAUGCAGGAGGGACUCAGGGACCCCCCUGCCCAAUCCAACAACACCUAUCCGCACGCCAGCCCCGCCCCUGGCUCCGCCCACCCGGACUUUCUCAGGACGCCCUCGCCGGCGUCGGACCCCCCGGCCAGGUGGACUCACCUGACGGCGUUUGAGCUGAAAGGGCUCGCGGUGCUGGUGGACAAGCUGGAGUCCCUCCCCGAAAACAAGAGGAAUGUCCCGCAGGGCAUCGACCGGCCCAACAGCCUGCUGCAGGACAUGAGGGUGAUCCUGAAAGAGCACGCGGAUGACGACAGCCAGCUAGCCCUCACCGGCGUCCCUGUGGUGUGCUGGCCCAAGAAGACCCUGAAGCGCCUGGCUAACCGGCCGAAGCUGAAGAUGGGCGGGUCGGCGGUGGCGGUGCGGCUGUCGGGGGGGCGCUCCACGUCGGGGGCGCGCAGACGGCGGACGCGCUGCAGGAAGUGCGAGGCCUGCAUGCGCACGGAGUGCGGCGAGUGCCACUUCUGCAAGGACAUGAAGAAGUUCGGAGGACCCGGGAGAAUGAAGCAGUCCUGCAUCAUGAGGCAGUGCAUCGCGCCGGUGCUGCCCCACACGGCCGUGUGCCUGGUGUGUGGGGAGGCUGGGAAGGAGGACACGGUGGAGGAGGACGAGGAGAAAUUCAACGUCAUGCUCAUGGAGUGCUCCAUCUGCAACGAGAUCCUGCACCCCAGCUGCCUGAAGGUGAAGGAUGCUGGAGGUGUGAUCAAUGAGGAACUCCCAAACUGCUGGGAGUGUCCUAAGUGCAAUCACGCAGGAAAGACAGGGAAAGCCCUGAAGCAGAAAAGGGGCCCCGGGUUCAAGUACGCGUCCAACCUGCCGGGGUCCCUCCUGAGGGAGCAGCGUCUGGGCCGGGACAUCAAGGAGGAGCCGGACACGCCCCCGGCCUUGCCCUCCGCCCUGCCCCGCAGGAAGGCCGAGCGGGAGGACACGCCCAAACGCAGGCCGCCCCUCCUCACCCCUGAGGACCUGCCCUUAGCCCUGCCCCUGCCCCUGCCCCUGCCCCUGCCCCGCCUAGACGACAACCCGCUCCGAAGGAAGAGGAAGCUCUUCAGCACUGACCCAGACCCCGCGCUGCUGAAAAAGCAGCGGAAGCUGGAUGACCCGCCCCUCCCCCAGCUGCUGCGGCAGAUCAAGAUGGAGGAGGAGGAGCAGGAGGAAGAGUUCGGGAGGGCGCUGGAGGGGCGGGGGGCGGAUCAUGUGCACAAACACGAGGAGGAAGAGGACAGGGAUAUGGAGGGCCGGGAGGAAGAGGAGGACCAGGAGGAGUCGAGGAGGGCCCCGCCCAGCGCCCUGCUCCGGACGGCCGCGGCCGAGGAGAGUGGCCAGUCGCACCCCAGCUCCCCGCGGGCGGGGCCCAGCGGCGAGGGGGGCUGGGAGGGGCAGGAAAAGGGGCGGGGCCGGGCGCCGCGGCAACGCCGGCUGCCCAAUAAGGAGCUGAGCAAGGAGCUGAGCAAGCAGCUGAACCAGGAGAUCCAGCGGACCGAGCACAGCCUGGCCCAGGAGGCGUGCCCGCUGCUCAAACCCGAGCCCGACUGCGAGCGCGGGGGGUCCCCCGACGAGCCGCCGCCGCCGCCGCUCCUCAACGGCUCCGCCCCGCCCCCCCUCCGCCUGACCCCGCCUCCGCCGGCCGCCCCGCCCCCCCACGGCCACGGCCCCGCCCCCUGCCGCUCCCCGCCCAGGUGCCUGCCCGUGAUGGAGCGUCACGUGAUCAGGCCGCCGCCCAUCAGCCCGCCCCCGGACCAGCUGCCCCUGGAGCGGGGCGACGCCCACCCCAUGCGCCGGGAGGGCUGGAUGGCCGUGUUCCGCCACCUCACGCACGCCGAGCUCUGCGUCUGCAUGCGCGUCUGCAAGACCUGGAACCGCUGGUGCUGUGAUAAGAGGCUGUGGUCCAGCAUUGAUCUGAACCGCUGCAAGUCCAUCACCCCCCUCAUGCUGAGCGGGAUAAUCCGGCGGCAGCCGGCCUCUCUGGACCUCAGCUGGACCAACAUCUCCAAGAAGCAGCUCAGCUGGCUCAUCAACAGGCUGCCGGGUCUGAGGAUGCUGUACCUGGCAGGGUGUUCCUGGGUGGCCGUCUCCGCCCUCUGCACCUCCAGCUGCCCCCUGCUCCGCACCCUGGACCUGCAGUGGGUGGAGGGCCUGAAGGACGCCCAAAUGAGGGACCUGCUGUCCCCUCCCACCGACAACCGGCCAGGUCAGGUGGACAGCAGGAGUAAGCUGCGUAACGUGGUGGACCUGCGGCUGGCGGGGUUGGACGUCACGGACGUGUCUCUGCGGCUGAUAAUCCGGUACAUGCCGCUCCUCUCCCGCCUGGACCUCAGCUACUGCAACCACAUCAGCGACCAGUCCAUCAACGUCCUCACAGCCGCGGGGACCACCACGCGCGACUCGCUCACCGAGAUCAACCUGUCAGUUUGCAAUCGAGUCACCGACCAAUCGCUGAGCUUCUUCAAGCGCUGCGGGAGCAUCUGCCACAUAGACCUGCGGUACUGCAAGCAGGUGACCAAGGCCGGCUGCCAGCAGUUCAUCGCGGAGAUGUCCGUCAGCGUGCAGUUCGGCCUGGUGGAGGAGAAACUGCUGCGGAAGCUCUGCUAGCGUUUGUGGGAAUGCAGAGACCCCAGUGCACAGGAACAGGAAGAGGAACAGGAACAGGAAGGCACACACGGGAACAGGAACAGGAAGAGGAAGAGGAAUUGAAUGGAAAAAGCCAUGAAUCCCAGAAGACCAGAAUGGGGGAAAGUCAAGUUAUUUUGGGGGGACUGAACCCUUUUUUUGUUGUUUUCUUGUGGGAAAAUGAAUGUCGCCUGAAAAAAGGGGGUUGUUGAGCAAGUGUGCGUGAGUGAGAGUGCGCGCACACGUGUGUGUGUGUGUGUGUGUGUGAGAGAGACAGAGUAUGAGCAUAAGCACAUUAUUGUUUGUGAGUGUGAGUAUGGAAGAGUGUGUGUGUGAGA
Anguilla anguilla (European eel) is the source of this 4523-nucleotide messenger RNA. RefSeq names its product lysine-specific demethylase 2B (gene kdm2bb). Gene Ontology annotation, biological process: regulation of transcription by RNA polymerase II; protein demethylation. NCBI's taxonomy places the organism in Eukaryota, Metazoa, Chordata, Actinopteri, Anguilliformes, Anguillidae. The record is from RefSeq and is a predicted model, not a curated record. Bases 412 to 4167 code for a protein of 1251 amino acids. Gene Ontology annotation, molecular function: transcription coregulator activity; protein binding; DNA binding. The transcript has 21 exons.